Messenger RNA from Leptonychotes weddellii (Weddell seal), 3081 nucleotides. NCBI's taxonomy places the organism in Eukaryota, Metazoa, Chordata, Mammalia, Carnivora, Phocidae. The record is from RefSeq and is a predicted model, not a curated record.
AACCCCAUGUUGGGUGGAGAGAUUACUUAAAAAUCUUAAAAAAGUAAAAUUUCAGAAUCAUGAACAGGAUGACAUGAAGGAGUGAGCCUAGCGGGUAAGGGCAUGUCCUUGCGUGGGGGAGGAGGUAGGCCUCUGUGCAGGUGAAGCAGCCACGCACGGGAGGUUAGUGGGGGAGAUGCAGAGAGCGCCAGGUGGUGGGCACUGCAGUGCAGCGGCCCUGUGUGGGAACAGGAGAAGGCCAGGCUCGCUGGAGUGCGGUAGGCAAGGGGAAGAGAGUGACCGCUGAAAGCACGAGGUGGUCAGGGGCCAGUCGCAAAAGGCCUUGAAGUUACAAGGUUUGGAUUCAUUCUGAGUGCAGUGAAAACUACUGGAAAACUAUAAGCAUGGGUGUGACAUUGCCAGAUUUAUGUUGCCUAAAGACCACUCGGGUGCCUCUGUGGCAUUCCAGAAUCAAGCUGGCAAACCCUGCAGGACACAGCUGCAGUGUCCAGGCAGAGAAGAGAAGAGAAACAUAAAUCCGACUGUCCCUUCUCCACUUACACUCCCUGGGUGUCCCACCCACCUCUGUCCCCGAGAUCCUCAGGCCUGUGUGUCUGCCCACCUGGGCCAUCUACUUCAGGCAGGUGAUUGUCCCUCCCUGCCUUGAUAAAUCCUCUCCAGGCCUUAUGGGGUCUUGUCCAGAAGGUGCUCAAUCAGCUUGGGGGAUGGAGAGAGACCAAACCAUGAAGAAAUGAACGGAUUAAUCAGGAUGUUUUACACCAGAAGGGCCUUUAGAUAGAGGGUCCACCUGCUUCACCUUAGGCCUUAAGGGGAAAAGCAUCUUGCUCAGGGGGACACUCAAUUUAAUGGUCAGAGGGGGCACAGGAAAGCGGAACUCACCAGACCAAAAUGGUCCACAAGCAUCCUUCUGAAAUGAAAUUCUGACCACCUCACUCCCCGGCUCUAACCCUUGACUGGCUUCCUGCCGCCAGCAGCAGUGUUUACGUGAGAUCUGUGGACUUGCUAUGGACUGAAUCUUGUGUCUCCCUCUUCACCCCCCAUCAAAAUCCAUGUGUUAAAGCCCUAACCCCCAAUGUGACUCACUUGGAGAUAAGGCCUUAAAGAGGGUAAUAAAGAUUAAAUGAGGUAAUCAGGGCGGGACCCUGAUGCAAUAAUACUGGUCUCCUUAAAGAGGAAGACACACCAAGGGUGUGUGUGCACAGAGCGGCUGCCUGCAAGCCAGGGAGAAAGGCCUCACCGGAAACCAACCCUGCUGGCACCUUGAGUUUGGACUUCCAGCUGCCAGAACUGUGAGAAAAUAGAUUUCUGUUGUUUAAGCAGCCCAGUCUGUGGUAUUGUUAUGGCAGCCCCUGCAGGCUGAUGCAGAACCUACUUUCUAAACUGCCCAGUGCUCUUGUUAAAUGUGCAAGCUUACAGACCCAUCUGGCCCCCUAAAGCAGAAUCUCUGGAGGAUGGACCCCAAGAAUCCAUGUUUUGAACAGCCUCCUGAUGCUCACCGAAGUGUCCUCUCAGGGGCUCCUGAGGGCAGUGAAGGCUGAUUCCCUAAAACCUCUGGCCACUAACUCUGAUCACCAGCCUCCCUCUCUGUCCAAGAGGACUUCACAUCUGGCCUCCAGGUGAACCGGCAAGCUCAUUCUGCCAAGUUGCUUUGUUUCCUCACACUCUCCCUGAGCCCUCCCAAGAGCCAAGACAGAGCAGGGCUAAAUGUGAAGCCUGGAAACUCACAGAUCUGAGCCCUGCCACGGAGAGAGAGCGCUCCACACAGUGUGACCAAUCCUGACUCUGGGCCGAUGCGCGUUCUGCCAUCUCUCUACCCUGUCGGGGCGCCCAGCCAUGGCCAGACCACCUGCCCCGGGCUCGGUGAUUGUUCCAGACUGGCACGAGAGCGCCGAGGGCAAGGAGUACCUGGCCUGCAUCCUGCGCAAGAACCGCAGACGGGUGUUUGGGCUGCUGGAGCGACCAGUGCUGCCCCCACCCGUGGCCAUUGACACAGCCAGCUACAAGAUCUUCGUGUCUGGCAAGAGUGGCGUGGGCAAGACAGCCCUGGUGGCCAAGCUGGCUGGCCUAGAGGUACCCGUGGUACACCAUGAGACCACUGGCAUCCAGACCACCGUGGUAUUUUGGCCAGCCAAGCUGCAGGCCAGCGACCGUGUUGUCAUGUUCCGCUUUGAGUUCUGGGACUGUGGGGAGUCUGCACUCAAAAAGUUCGAUCACAUGCUGCCGGCUUGCAAGGAGAAAACAGAUGCUUUCCUCUUCCUCUUCUCCUUCACCGACCGUGCCUCCUUUGAAGACCUCCCUGGACAGCUGGCCCGAGUAGCAGGCGAGGCCCCUGGUGUUGUCAGGAUGGUCAUUGGCUCCAAAUUUGACCAGUACAUGCAAACAGAUGUGCCUGAGCGGGACCUCACAGCCUUCCGGCAGGCCUGGAAACUGCCCCUCCUGCGGGUGAAGAGUGUGCCAGGCCGGCGGCUGGCAGAUGGACGCACACUGGACGGGCGGGCUGGGCUGGCUGACAUUGCCCACGUGCUCAAUGGCCUGGCGGAACAGCUGUGGCACCAGGACCAGGUGGCAGCUGGCCUGCUCCCCAACACCUCUGAGAACACCCCCAGCUGAUCCCUAGUCCCAACCCUCAGGUGACCCAAGGCAGAGGGCAACACCCAGGUCCUAAGGCUGAGGCAGGAAUAUGGAUCUCAUCCUGAGGACUGGCCAGAGGGGCUGCCAGGAGGAUGGUGUCCUGAGAAGCCUCCUGCCCCAGCAGCGCCUUCCUGGCAGAAUUCAUGGCAGUGAGAUGGGGACGCAAGGCUCUUGGGGUCAGUGGUCUGAGGGCAUCUGGGUGCCCCCUGGCCUUCUCCUUCUGACCUGGGGAGUCUAGGCUCUGGAAGCUGAGGAACUGUAGGGGCAGGGCCCCAGGGCUCAAGCUUCUCCCCCAACUGCCUGCUGUCCUCCCAGAGAGGGUGAGUGGGAAGAGGGGCUGUCCCAGCUGGGCCCUAGACCUCAAGUGACUUCAAUCAAGAGCCUGUAUUAGUUGAGGUAACACCAUCUGCUGUACCAGAUAAACCCUGAAAUCUCGGUGGCUUAACUCUA